This is a messenger RNA of Solanum lycopersicum (tomato), 2895 nucleotides long. RefSeq lists its product as uncharacterized. The record is from RefSeq and is a predicted model, not a curated record. NCBI's taxonomy places the organism in Eukaryota, Viridiplantae, Streptophyta, Magnoliopsida, Solanales, Solanaceae.
AUGGCGAGAGGAAGAGGAAGAGGACGAGGACGGAAAACAUCAAUACUGACAGUUGGUAGCUUAGUAGGAGCUCGAGUGGAAGCAAAUGAGUUGAAUCAACUAGAACAAGAUCAAACUGAGGAAGGAAGUUUUGAAGCUGGACUCUCUGUGAGUUCUAAAGUUACAAGAAAUCUGAGCUUAAACUAUUCACUGGAGAAAGAAGAGGUUCAUAAUAACUCAGAUCUAGAUCAAUCUGAGGCUAACAAUGGAAUGAACUUGACUUACUUCCCUCCACAAAUAGUGAAUGGGCAAACUAUGGUGCAGCUGGAAAGGAAAGAAGUACAAAUUGAAGAAGAAAAAUGGAAAUGUGCCCUUAUGACAUAUGUAAUUGGUGAAUGUCCUGGAUACAAUACCAUGAAUAGGUACAUACUGAUGAACUGGUCGAAAGUGAAUAAACCUGAGGUAUUUCUUCAUGAGGAAGGAUAUUACAUAAUCAAGUUGAAGAGCUUGAAUGAUAUGAAUGAAGUGCUAUACUUAGGGCCUUAUACGAUAAGUAAUAGGCCUAUUAUAUUGAAGCAAUGGAGUGCUGAGUUUGAAUUUGGGGAGGAGUUUUUAACUGAAAUACCACUAUGGGCUAACUUUCCAAAGUUACCUUUAAAUUGUUGGGGAGAUGGAUCUCUGAGUCGAAUAGCUAGUGCAAUAGGAGUGCCAUUAUUUGCUGAUGAGUGUACCACUAAACAGACAAGAAUAUCCUAUGCUAGAAUGUUGGUUGAACUAAAUGUUACUAAACCUGUUCCUGAGAAGAUAACAGUCAUGGAUCCAAAUGGUAGAACAUUUAUGCAGGAUGUUGUGAUGGAGUGGAAACCUCUAUAUUGUGAUAAAUGUCAGAGGAUUGGACAUCAAUGUCAAGAUACAACAAUGGAGGAUCAGCCAAAGAAGAGAAGGCCCUGGAAAAAAGUUACACAGGCUUGGCAAUAUAAAGGGCCUAUUCAACAACAGGAGAAGAUAGUGGAACAAAGAAAGGAGCUAGAGAUUAAAGAAGUCGAUUCUUCUUCUGUACAGGAGGAGAAACAAAGGAUUGAGCAAAGAAGAGAUCAGGAAAUCCAAACACCUGAAAUUAUUUUAAGGCCUAAUACUGGGAGUAAACAGCUGGAGUUUAGUUUGUCAAAUUUUCCAAUGUUAUCAGUUAUACCUAUAAGAAAUGGAUUUGAGAGUGUUAUGAAUAGCAAGCUGGUGUCACUGCCUGUGGAUAGGGGUGGAGCUUCAAAAUCUUGCUUAAUUGAAACUAGAGUGAAAGAGACCAAUGCUAUUACAACAAUUAAUGUCAUAGCUUCAGGGUGGAAUUGUUUGAACAAUUACAAUGAUGCUGUUAAUGGGAGAAUUUGGAUUAUAUGGGAUGACAAGCAGAGGAAGAGCUUAUGGACUAAUAUGAACAAGAUGGUUCAAAGUGUUGUACAACCAUGGCUCAUUGUUGGAGACUUUAAUGUUAUUCUGUCUCCCAAAGAUAGACUAGCUGGAGCUCCUGUCAAUGAGAAUGAGAUAAAGGAUUUUUCAGACUGUGUCAAGGCUAUGGGCAUUAAUGAGUUGCAAUGGAAAGAAUAUGGUAAUCCAGGAGUUUCAGAUCAUAGUCCGAUGCAUUUGUUGCUUCAUCAAGGCUACCAGCAAGUGAGAGCAAACUUUAAGUUUUUUAAUGUAUGGAUUGAACAUGAAUCUUUCUUAGAACUGGUGGAGGAAGUUUGGAAGCAGAAGAAAGGAAGGGAUUCAAUGAAAAUGGUGUGGAAUAAACUGAAGGCUCUUCAGCCUAUCCUGAAGCAGCUGAAUAAUAGAGAGUUCAAAUACAUAAGCAAGCAGAUUGAGGAUGCUAGAACUGAGCUUGCAGAGGUUCAAAAUCAACUUGGUAAUCAAGCAAAGGAUGAUUUAGUUGUUAAAGAAAAAGAACUCCUAACAAAACUUGAAAAAUGGUCUUUAAUAGAAGAAAGUGCACUCAGGCAAAAAGCAAGAGCAAAAUGGAUUAAGUUGGGGGAUGCAAACAACAAAUAUUUUAGCUCAGUGAUAAAGGAGAGAAAUAAUAAGAAGCACAUUAGAAGUUUGAUGUCAUUAGAUGGAAGGAUGCUAUAUGAACCUCAAGAGAUCCAAAAUGAAUUUGUCUUAUUUUACAAAAGUCUAAUGGGCACAGCAGCAGAUAGUCUACCAGCUAUAAAUGCUCAGGUGGUGAAAAGGGGACAUGUUCUAUCAAGGCAGCAGAGAAUCCAACUUUGUGCAAUAAUAACUGAUCGGGAGAUAGUUGAAGCUUUGAAGUCUAUUGGGAAUGAUAAGUCUCCAGGAAAGCUUUUUAAGUCAUUCAAUUGCACCCUUGUUUCACUAAUUCCUAAGGUUCACAGUCCAAAGAAUGUGAAAGAAUACAGGCCUAUUUCUUGCUGCACAGUUUUGUAUAAAAUUAUCUCAAAAGUGAUAACUCAAAGAUUGCAUGAAGUCAUCCACACUGUUAUCAGUGAUAGUCAAGCAGGAUUCAUCCCAGGGAGAAAAAUUGGAGAUAACAUAAUUCUAGCUCAUGAAUUGGUUAAGGCUUAUACAAGGAAGAAUGUUUCUCCUAGGAGUAUGCUUAAAAUUGAUUUACAGAAAGCUUAUGAUUCUGUAGAAUGGCCUUUCUUAGAGCAAGUGAUGGAGGGAUUGGGUUUUCCUGACUUAUUUACUCAAUGGGUAAUGAAGUGUGUUAAAACAGUGAACUACACUAUUGUUGUUAAUGGUCAGAACACUCAAAGGUUUGAUGCAGCUAAAGGGCUUAGACAAGGGGAUGCAAUGUCACCCUUUCUCUUUGCUAUAGCAAUGGAGUAUUUCAGUAGAUUGCUCAAAGAACUCAAAGAAGAGAAGAACUUCAAGUAUCAUCCUAAAGGCACUCCACAAAUGUUUCACUGA